Molecule: messenger RNA, 1840 nt
Organism: Staurois parvus
Lineage: Eukaryota; Metazoa; Chordata; Amphibia; Anura; Ranidae
Source: the annotation of a GenBank genome assembly
AUGUCCUCCCUGCUCCUGAUCCUGCCACUGCUGGUGACAACUGUCUGCGCUCAACUGCAAGUCACAACCCCUCCUUCUCCAGUUUCAGCGGAAGUAGGAUCCACUGCCAUCUUGCCGUGUAAGUUUACCUUAGGUGUCACCCCAGUGGACCCUGCGCAGGUACAUGUGGUAUGGAAGAAUGAGGGAAAGAAAGUGCUGUCAUACGUGGAUCAAAUCACAGCAUUCAGACCCGGGGCACAGGUAACAGAAGAGCACCUGGCACAGGGAGAUGCCUCACUGUCUCUCCCUAAUGUCACCCAUGAGGACGCUGGCUGGUACUCCUGUAGCAUCCGACUAGCAAGCAUCUGAACAAGCUACACAGAGUUUAAACUUAAUAAUCAAAGAUUAUCGCUACAUCAAAGUUGAAGGAACAACAGUCAUUCUGAACCAGUCCAACGAGCUAAGUUGUUCAGCAAGUAACCUCUCAUCUCCUGAUGUGACGUUUGAGUGGGUGAGAAAUGGAAAAGUCCUCAGCACCUCCAUCCCCCAGGUGGUGGAAGGCUCAGACAGUGAUGGGUUUAAAGUGCAAAACUCCUUCUGCUUUACUCCUGUCCUGGGGGAUGACAGCGCUCGCUAUGCUUGCCAAAUUAAGCAACAAAACGUCCCUUACCCACUGAAGAAAACAUUCCAACUUACCUUUGGGGUUCGCCCACAAGUCACAUUCUACCUCUCCAGCAAAGAUCAAAAGAAUUCUUCCUUAGUAUGCCUGGUGUCAGGCUUUUACCCUGAUGAUCUGAGCCUUGCAAUGAAAAGAGAUGGACAGCUCCUGGGAUACAAGUUAAAUAAGUGGGUGAAUGGUAACGGCACCUAUUCACUAGAGGCCACCUAUCGGACCAACGUUACUUACAGAGAUAGCAACAUUGAUUACACUUGUACCGUUUAUCACCCUACAGUGCCAGGAGGUGCAACAGAGAGACUCAGAUUCCUUGUUGAUGCUUAUGUACCUAAGGGAAUAUGGAUUGCAGCUAUUAGUGGCCUUUUACUGGCAGUUCUACUUCAAAUUUUCUGCAAACACGUGACAGACAUCUCAGGGUGCAAGGACUGGACUGACGGGAGCAUUGCGGUCCUAAAGUGCAAUAUCUCAGGGCGAUACCCCAGGACCAUAAGUGCAGUAUGGUUAAUCCGGCGAGGUGACAAGGAAAUUGAAGUGAAGGAGAAAGGCUCCCUCUACACAGCAGGCAAUUACAGAGAACUACAAGAACAGGAUUCAUACACGUGCUGGAAUGUUGUGAAGAAAAAGUUUGUUGGUGGACUUCGCCACUCGCUAUGCUCAAUACUCUGCUUCCAGGUGCACAAGGAAAAGCAUGACCAGGCGGAAUUUAUUUGCCGCUUCAUGCGAGCAGGGAAGGUACUGCAGGAGAAGAAAUACUAUGGAACUGUGCUGGAUAAUUACGGGUUCUACUCAGUAUCAGAAGUCUGCAUUCCAGAAGCUUGUAGCGAAGGAGAGAGGUUAACUCUUAACUGUACAAUGAAGGGGAAUGUUCCCCGAGACAUCAGGGUCGCUUGGGAGAAGAGUCUCAAUGAAGAGCGGACAGGCAUCGCAAAGGACCAAGAUAUCAAUUACCAGGUUACUGAGAAUAAGUCACCUGGGCAGAUCUGCUCCUUUCUCACUUUCUGUCCAACCUGUGAGGAUUCUGGAGCCAUAUUUACGUGUUCCUUCACGGAUAAUGAAGGGAGGAUCCUUGGAGAACGAAGCUCGCAGCCUCUGAAAGUAGCCGAACCAAAGAAGAACAGCUGGUGCCGGACUUACCGGGACUGGGGUUUUCGGGCAUUUGAUGAGUCUGUGAUCUCUGAGAUGUGA